Messenger RNA from Mercenaria mercenaria, 1438 nucleotides. RefSeq names its product perlucin-like protein. Gene Ontology annotation, molecular function: signaling receptor activity. NCBI's taxonomy places the organism in Eukaryota, Metazoa, Mollusca, Bivalvia, Venerida, Veneridae. Bases 73 to 831 code for a protein of 252 amino acids. The record is from RefSeq and is a predicted model, not a curated record. The transcript is spliced from 5 exons.
UUCGGCGAGGUUUAGCAGACGCGUUUUCAAUUUCAGAAAGGAAACAUUAACUUUUUAAAUUCCAAAAUCGUCAUGUUGCGAUUAAUAUCUUUCAUUUUCGUUUGUGCGUUGUUUAAUUGCGGUUUUUCUAAGGAAGAAUCGUGUUCAAGAUUUGAAUUUUUGGAAAGGUUACUUGAAAAGAUGGCUAAAAUGGAAUUAAAUUUUGAUCAGUUGCAAAAGAAUGUUAACACCGCUCAAAAUGCCAUGGAUACUGCAUUAAAAUCGGCUGAAACUAAAUUGGAAACACUGGAAAUCAAGUCGGAAGCAUUUGCUGAAGGUCUUGCGGCUCAAAUUGAAAAGUUGGAUGAGCAGGUCACUGCAAAUUUCACAUGUGCUUUGACCAAGAAGUUAUCAGAAAUGGGGAUUUUGUCAACUCCGACGGCUUGUCCAGACGGAUGGAUCCCGUUCCAAAACUCUUGUUACCUGUUCGGAGACGAUGACGUCAUGUUUAACGAUGCUCAAAAGUUCUGCCAGACAUUUGAUGCCAACCUGGUGAACAUUGAAAGUCCAAAAGAAAACAGUUUUCUUAGGAGUCAGUUGAAGAAAAGGAAAGCACCACGCCACUGGAUUGGGAUGACAGAUAUGGAAAGAGAGGGGGAAUGGAAACACUAUCCUUCACACAGUGACGUUACAUUUUUUGAUUGGGGAAAGCACCAGCCCAAUAACGGAAGAGUGUCAAACUGCGGUGCAUUCUGGGAGAGCUUUCAGUAUCUCUGGGUGGAUGAACCAUGCACGAACAAAUUUAAACCAUUGUGCGAAAAGAAAUCAGAUCCUGGUGUUAGCAUACAAUAGUUGCUGCAUUUACCGAAGCGUACAGGAAUGAACGGACCUGUCACUAACGUUGGAGUUAGACAUAUAUAUAUAUAUAUUGUACCGGUACCAGCAUCAUAGUCCAUCUUCUUAUGAUUGACCACUUAUGAAUAACUAUACAGCUGAACCCGUCGCGGCGACCAGCUAUAUUAAGCAAACACUUUACUUAAGCAGCGAGUCAGUUAAAUUUCUACAUUGAGUAUUAUAAAAAAAAUCACCUUUUCUUAUGCAGGGACCUGAUUUAAGUAGUCAGAUUGUGUCGCUGUCCUGGCGUACUGCAGAAUACUGGUUGACCGUAAAUAGUUUGUUCUUUUUGAAAUAGCAUCAAAAAUGGACAUACAUGUACCUAUAUAAGUUACAGUAAAAUUGGCAUAUAACUUUGACAAGGAAAGUUAAAGUAGUAACAUUUGUCUUCUAUACUGGUGUCAAACCAAGUACAUGUACAUGUAUUGUAAUAAACUUAAUUUCCUGGUAUAUCACAGGCGCAUGUUCUUAUCAAAUUAGUUUCAAAGCUGCAGUUAUUUGUACAUUUGUAUAUUCUGUAGAUGAGGGAAUUACACCAAUGCACGAAUAAAUACAUUUAUCCAAA